Messenger RNA from Neoarius graeffei (lesser salmon catfish), 1906 nucleotides. Its product is annotated as polyadenylate-binding protein 1-A-like. The transcript is spliced from 13 exons. Lineage: Eukaryota; Metazoa; Chordata; Actinopteri; Siluriformes; Ariidae. Gene Ontology annotation, cellular component: ribonucleoprotein complex. Bases 285 to 1889 code for a protein of 534 amino acids. The record is from RefSeq and is a predicted model, not a curated record. Gene Ontology annotation, molecular function: RNA binding.
GGACUCGUUAAUGUGGACUCUCGCUUUCUCCUGUCUGUCUGCCUGUCUGUCUGUCGGCGGCGCGUCACUGACAGUCUCGGUCACUAUGACGCUUUAGGGAAAACGCUGACGUGCUGGUCACGUGAUUCGAACAGUUUAAUUAGAAUUAUUUUAUUGCGUCACGUCCUGUUCCAGAAUCUGCAGCUAGAGAUCAAUAACUGAGCUUCAGAGCGACACAAACCUUCACAGCGAGUUUCCGGCGAUUAUCAACCACUCAGCGAUUUAAUCUUCUCCUUCCGAGUAAAAUGAAAUCGAACUCCACACUGACCUCACUGUAUGUGGGUGAUCUGCACCCUGAUGUCACCGAGAUGAUGCUGGCGGAGAUGGUGAGCCGUGCAGGACCCAUUCACUCUGUCCACGUGUGCAGGGACAAGAAGACCUUCUCCUCACGCGGUUACGCUUUCGUCAACUUUCUGCAUCGAGCUGAUGCCGCGCGAGCGCUGGAAAUGUUUGAUUCUGAGUUCCUGAUGGGGCGGCCCAUACGGAUGAUGAUGUCUCACAAGGAUCCGUCCAUGAGGAACACCGGCAUCAGAAACCUCAUCAUCAAAAACUUAGACAAGUCCAUUGACCAAGCGUCCCUGUUUGACCGUCUCUCCAUGUUCGGGAAGGUCCUGUCGUGCAAGGUUGUAAGUGACGAGAAGGGCCCCAAAGGCUACGCCUACGUCCAGUACCAGUCUCCAGAGGCAGCAGAAUUGGCGAUCAAGAAGCUGAACGGAAAGCUGCUGAACGACCGUCAAGUUUUCGUUGAACACGUCAAGGUCCGUGAGCGGCGCGAGACUGAGGCAGGCCCCAGCUCUCAACCGUUCACCAACGUUUUCAUUAAAAACCUGGCUGAAGACGUGAACGAUAGGCAGCUGAGCGUCAUCUUCAGCAAGUUCGGACCUCUGUUGAAUGUCCACGUGGGGAAAGAUGAGAACGGGAAGUCCAGGGGCUUCGGCUUUGUGAGGUUUGCGAGGCACGAGGACGCGCAAAGGGCUGUGACAGUGAUGAAUGGAAAGGUGCUGAAUGGUAAGCGAGUGUACGUGACCCGAGCACAGACUAAAGAAGAGAGGCAGGCUGGAUUCAGACAGAAGUUUGAGCAGAGUCUGAAUGGCAGGGAGGUGACGAACAGCAGGAUGUGGGGCAGGAAGCCAGGGUAUGUGGGUGUGGCUCAGAAGAAGGACGAACACCAGGUUUACCUUCCCCCUCAGCAGCGGUUGGCGAGCGUACAGCGAAACAACGCGCUGAACAUCCGCCAGCCUGUGCCGCCUCCCUGCUCCGUCCCGAACUCCGUUCCUGAGAUGUGUAGGACUAAAAAAUCUCCAGCCGUAGACACGGUCCCACCUGAAGAAAGCGUCCCAGCUGCUAAGAACGAGUCGUCUGUGGAAAGCGUCCCAGCUGUUGAGACAGCUCCAGUUGUGGUUCCAGUUCCAACUGCAAAAGAACUUCAGGCUACAACUGAUGCAGUGCCUCCUACAGCUGUGUCACCUGUGUGUGAAGUUCAGCCGGACAAGGACACGACAGAUGGACCCACAUCAGCAUCCGCUGGGAAAAGGCUGACCAUCUACAUGUUAGAAUCGUGUCCUGUCGAUGAACAAGUCCAGCUGGCACAUGGUCACUUGUUGCCUCUUGUUGCGAAAAUCCACCCGAACUUGGCAAAUAAGAUCACCUGGAUGCUUGUGGAAAACCAGAACAAUUACGAAAUCGUGAAGAUGAUCGGCGAUCCUGAGCUCCUGUAUGCCAAAGUGGCUGAAAUGGACGCGAUCCUGAAAGCGAGGGAAGCUGGUCUCAAGCCGGAAGCCAUCAAGAUGCUGUUCGGUGACAAGAACAAGAAAAGAAGGAAGAAGAAUAAUAAGAAGAAUGGUUUUUAACAAAAAAAAAAAACACU